Molecule: messenger RNA, 2018 nt
Organism: Pristis pectinata (smalltooth sawfish)
Lineage: Eukaryota; Metazoa; Chordata; Chondrichthyes; Rhinopristiformes; Pristidae
Product: DNA damage-inducible transcript 4-like protein
Exons: 2
Coding region: 131-658 (175 amino acids)
Biological process (GO): negative regulation of signal transduction
Cellular component (GO): cytoplasm
Source: RefSeq, a predicted model, not a curated record
GGGGGGGUAGGAGGGGGAGGGGGUGAGUGGCCGCGGGCGGGGUCGGCUGGGGAUGGUCCGGGGCGCUGCGGCGCGGGUGGAGCCGCUUUGAGUUCGCUGCCCGGCGGCGGUCGGGCUCCCGGAGACCGGGAUGGUGGCGGGCGGCAGGCGGAGGGCUGCGGUCCGCGGAGCUCCGGAGCUGAAGUGUUGGGAUGAUGAGCCAGAUGAUAAUGCUGUAAACGAGGAAGAACAAAGAUGCCAGUACUUGGCCAAGCUCCUUGAGAACUGUCUGUCCAGAGCUAAAAAGACUAAGUUACAUUGCUCCGAAGUUCUGGUUCCUGAAAGACUGAUCAGCAAGAUAGCCAGGGACAUUGUCUGCCUUGCCUCCAGCGAGCCGUGCGGUCUGCGUGGAUCCAUCGUCUAUGUGAUGGUGGAGAUUGAGAGCGUGUGUAGAAAGUUGGAUCGCAUCGUUUAUGACUCCACUGUUGUCCCAACUUUUGAAUUGACUUUGAUUCUCAAGGAGGAUGGCAGCAUAUGGCCUGGUCUCCGAGAUUUCUUUUUCAUUGGUACCUGUUUUACCCCUGGGUUCAGGCAAGCACUGAAACUUAGUCCUGGGUUUUGCUUGAUAAAGAAGAAACUCUAUUCGUCAUCUUCAGCUGGGACUGUGAUUGAAUGUUAAACCUGGUCUAACACUGAGUGGCAGCUGUAACCCACCAUCGUCAGCCCCUCACUCUAGUAAUGCAAUGUCAGUGUUGCCUGCUCAGCUAGAAGAGCCAGCCUUGCCCACUUUCUGUUGUGUGCCUUGGUUGUCAGUUGCUGGCCAGCCACUGGCUUUGAAGUUAAAGAACCAACCAGUUAGAGAUAAUGGUUGAUCUCUCCCUGGAUGGACAGAUUAUAACCAGAUUCAGUGAAAACUCUAAUCUGAGGUGGUAAUCAUGUGGGGAGGAGAAGGCCGGUGUGUCUUGGUGACAGACAGAUACUCUUCGGGAUAUCGGGAGAAUUUGCUGCUGAUGUUAUGUGGGAUUGUUACACCUGAACCCCAGGGUCCUGGUUCAGUAACCCCACCCACCUCUCUUCCCCCCCCGGUAUAGCUUCAACAAUUCAAGCUUGUGUUAAUGUUGCCCUAAAGGAAGCGGCUUGGGUUGAGCUACCAGAGAUGUGAGCCCAUUGCUCCCGGCACUGACCAGGCAGGCAGCGUUGGGGACCAGACUAUCUGCACUGAAAAGUCAAAAAUAAAACGCCCAUGCUAGAAAUCUGAAACAGAGAACAUUGGAAACUCUCACAGAUGAUGUCUGACCCGCUAAAUGUUUCUAGCAUUUUCUCUUUUGAAAAGCUCGUGUCUGGCUCUGCAAUCUCGGUUUAAACUUACUUCCUUCUGUAUGGAUUAAUUCCUGGAUCUCUGACUUGUCUUUCCUGGGAGUUUUCAGUAAAGCAGCCGGUUCAUUUUCACAUGUAAAGCCAGGUGCUGUGGUCACUCUGUGCUGGGUGUGGAUGUAAUACAUUGAAAACGGAAGGCGUUGCUGUCCGAGUCGUGGCCUGCUGCCUACAAACCGCAUGUGAUUAAUGCUCCGAGUUUUGGGCUGAUCGAUGCAUGGGGCGGGGUGUCGGCUGGGGCAGUGUGGGGGGUGGGGUGGGGUUUCAGUUGUCUGAUUGUCACUUACCUUUGUAGUGGUGGACACGCUGCUGAUCUGGUGUUGGAGUUUUGAUGACUGGCACCUUCUAACUUCUGAUACUGGACUCAAGGACCGAUGGCUCUGAGCACAUACUUUGCUCUGCAUGCUGUGCUCAGCAAAGCAAAAUGUUCCUUUCAAAGGAAGCCUUGGACAAUAAAUCAGAUUUUUAUAGCCUGAUGCCUUUCAAUUCAAAGAGUUAAAAUAAAUUAACUCCAAGAUAGACUGCAGCACCAUCACACGACGGACACAGGUGCCAGAAAUGCCCUGAGAUAGAAUAGGAAUACAAGGAAACCUUUCCAAACUUCUCCAAGCCAGGUAACUGUGGAGGGUUCCUGAAAAAUCAGGGUGCAGGCAUGCUGGGUUGAC